AUGUUGACCCCUACUUUAAGAAUCUCCCCAAGACUAUUGACUGUUUCUACCAGAACCUUUUGUUCAGCUCCAGUGGCUAGAUUCCCACACAGAAAGGAGCACCAGAAUGCUGAAGAGCAGAAGGAACAGAAACUGUUCGACCAGAACAAGAGUAAGUUGGAUAACCUCGAGCAUGAACAUGGUGUUAAAAAUACAGACAGAGAGAGCUGCGAAGAAUUGAAGAAGAAGGGUGAGGAUGCUCAAGUCGAACAAAACAGACCAGAUGAUGGUGUCUACUAG
This is a messenger RNA of Torulaspora delbrueckii, 279 nucleotides long. It is a transcript of the gene FMP16, whose product is annotated as Fmp16p. The record is from RefSeq and is a predicted model, not a curated record. NCBI's taxonomy places the organism in Eukaryota, Fungi, Ascomycota, Saccharomycetes, Saccharomycetales, Saccharomycetaceae. Bases 1 to 279 code for a protein of 92 amino acids. The transcript has a single exon.